Paramuricea clavata is the source of this 1644-nucleotide messenger RNA. The record is from the annotation of a GenBank genome assembly. NCBI's taxonomy places the organism in Eukaryota, Metazoa, Cnidaria, Anthozoa, Malacalcyonacea, Plexauridae.
AUGGGCCCAUUCAGAUGGCCUAUGUUGCAAAACGAUGUUGAUUUGGCAAAGGAAGUUGUGGCAACAAGACCUGAAAAACCUAGUGAUUGGGAUAACAUUGCGAGUCGCCUAAAUCCAAUAUUUUCGUUAACAAAUGGAAAAGCAGUGGUGCUAAAAGGCAGAAGUUGUAGAGAAAGAAUGGAAAGACUCUUAAAAAAGUAUAAAGCGGACGACUCUGCAGCCCUUAAGAGGUAUAACCAGUGGGUAUAACACAUUACAACAUGAUCUGGGAAUUUAGUAUAUGAACAACAUUUAGGGACCAGUCAUUAAUUACAGGGGAGGGGGGCUGGUGGAAAUGAAAAUUAGAUGCUAAAAUUUUGUUGUCCCCCCCUUGAGGACAACACAAUUGACCCCCCCCCCUCCCCCUCCCCCAAACAUGCAAAAAGCAAAAGGCACAUUCAUAAUUUAAAGUUCUUAUAAAGUGAAGCCACAUUUAAGCAUACUGCCCUAUAAUAGUUGCCAACAUUGGGAAAAAACAUCUGAGAUUUUGCUUGGGGGGGGGGGGGGCACAUGGCACCACCACCAUAGUUGGGGCUGAGCGGAAAAAGUCUCUAGAUCGUUGGAAAUGGCAUUUUUAUCUGUAGGUUUUAUGGUACAACAGAGUCAUGCGGGGCAGGCCCUGCCCCCCCCUUUUUCAUGCAUAAAAAUACCUGACCCCGCCUCUUUUUCCACCAGCCCCCCCCCCCCUGUAAAUAAUAACUAGUCCCUUAGUAUAAGGUAUAGCAAAAUUCACAACUUUUACUAUUAUCCCUGUGUAGGAAGAUAAUUAAUUGCAAUUAAUUUCUUUGUAUUUCACAAAAUAUAUUUAUGAAAGGAUAUCUUAUAUAUGCUCUGAGUGACUACCUGUAUAAUUGGGGGAAAUACUUGGUAUAUGAAUGUGAUAUAUCUCUGACAGAUCAGGCACUGAGGAAGAAUACAGUGAGUUAAAUGUUCUUCUUGAGGACAUAACAGUUUUUCGUCGUGAUUUGGAAGAGGCUAGAGAGUUAGAAAAGGAAGUGAAAAGAAAAAAGAUUGAAGAAGAUGAAAAAAGAGGGCAUGACAUGAGACAAGCAGCCCUAUCAGGAAUAGCUGGUCUGUAUUUAUGUAACAUAGCAUAAAACCACUGAUUCAUGUUUAGCAGCACUGAGCAAUAUUUAGCUUAGAGUUGUAUAGAAAAAAAGGUUGAUUGGGGGGGAGGGGUGAUUUUUGGGUGAUGUGGAAAAUUUUCGGAUGACUACAGUAAUACAUCCUCCAGUGAUGAAGAUGAAGAUGAGGAAGACAAUCCUCCUGAAGAGAAGAACAAAACAGGUAGUAAUUUAUAUUAGCUUAUUACUGGAACGGCAUUUCUUUAUGAGGAAUUAUUGUGUUAUAACUUGUCAUGUUUCGGCAUCCUGUCUAGGAAAAAAGGUUAAACAAAGAGCUAGUAAGUUAUCUGCAGUGCAGAUGUUAAGUGACAAAUAUGAAAGGAAAGCGGAAUUAAAACAAAAAGAACUAGAAAUUAGAAAAAUGGAGUUAGACCUGCAAAAACGAAAAUUUGAAGAACAAACUGAAGAAAGGAAAAUGCGUUUCAAGAUGGAAAUGGAAGAAAGAAGGAUGAUGCUUGAAUUGUUAAACAAUAAGAUGUAA